This is a messenger RNA of Glycine soja, 471 nucleotides long. RefSeq lists its product as uncharacterized. The coding region runs from base 1 to 471 and encodes 156 amino acids. Gene Ontology annotation, biological process: protein folding. The record is from RefSeq and is a predicted model, not a curated record. Gene Ontology annotation, cellular component: prefoldin complex; cytoplasm. The transcript is spliced from 2 exons. Lineage: Eukaryota; Viridiplantae; Streptophyta; Magnoliopsida; Fabales; Fabaceae.
AUGUUGCAAAAUAAUCCUUCUUCCCUUUCAUUCACUCAACCACCACUGUGCUUCUUCUUCAUCAUCCUUCAUCUUCUUCUUCCCUCUCCCUCUCUCCCCUGCCCAAUAUCAUUUCUUCACCUUCUUCUCGGCACCACCACUGCCCCCAACUCUGCAUUCGUCCUCCGCCCCCAUUCUCCCGUCUUCCCCUCCAAAACCCUAACCCCCAAAAAACCCAAACCCCCUCUGCCCUCCUCCAGUGGAAUCGCAAUCUUGAGCUCUCCAGCUUCACCCCCCGCUGCUCUCUACAAGGUUUUUGCUCAUGUGCCAAAGGACGAAGUUGAGAAUAGGAUAGAACAGAUAAACAAGGUGACAAGCCAGAAAUUAGAAAAACUUGAAGAGGAGAAAGAAUCUAUUCUUGCUCAGAUGGCUGAACUCAAGAAAAUUUUGUAUGCGAAGUUCAAUGACUCGAUCAAUCUUGAGGAGGAUUAG